This is a messenger RNA of Triticum urartu, 1520 nucleotides long. The record is from RefSeq and is a predicted model, not a curated record. Lineage: Eukaryota; Viridiplantae; Streptophyta; Magnoliopsida; Poales; Poaceae.
UCCAGACGAGACGUGACCACUUGUUUAUUAUCGUCCCAUUAGCUCAAAAAAAAUAAUCUUGUUAUCGUCCCAUCGAUUCCCCACCAGCCAAGCCCCUCGCUACCUCCGCCGCUCCUCGCCGGCGACAUCGGUGAGCGUACGGACCCGCCCGUGGCCCCGAGAUACAAAUUCCGCCAUCCCCGGAGGUCACCUUUCAUCACCAUCCGAGUUCUGUGGUGCCUUAAAUUGGUGAAAUCGAUACACGGCUAUUGGAAACUUUAGAGUUUAGUCUCAUCAUAUUCAUGAGUCAUCAAAAGCGUGAAGCCAGUUCUAGCAAUGAAGAUUGGGCAUCAAAACGCCCAAAAGGUGCUGCCACUUCUACUGAAAAGGAUUGUCAAGUAGAGACUGCUAGUUCUCAAGAAACGAAUGGUGAAAAGAGAGACACCUCUCAAAAGGGAAGCAACUUGCCGCUAGACCCAUGCAUCUCGGAUGAGAAAUCCGCAACCAUCUCGGAAGUUCCAAGUCAGCAAGAGAUGAUACUAACUAGUGUUGAAGCCGAUGCUGCAGAAGACAAGGGCUGCAGGCAUACAAUGGAGGAUGCCUGGGUGGUGCUUCCUGAUGCUAGCAUGGGAUCUCCUGGAAAUUUGAGAUCUGCACAUUUUGCAAUAUAUGAUGGGCAUGGUGGCCGCUUGGCCGCGGAGUAUGCACAGAAGCACUUACACCCGCAUGUUAUUGCUGCAGGAUUACCACGUGAGUUGAUGAAUGUUAAAGUGGCAAAGAAGGCCAUUAUUGAAGGUUUCCGUAAAGCUGAUGAAUCACUACUGCAAGAAAGUGCUAAAGGAAACUGGCAAGACGGCGCAACAGCUGUAUGUGUUUGGGUCUUGGGACAGACGGUAAGUUUACAGUACCAGAGAUUUUCUUCAUUAUGCACAACCUAUUUUGCACCGUCAUACUCUGGAAUUCGUUUUGGUUAUCCAGUUUGGAGUUUGUAUGGAAUCAGGGUCUAUGAGAUUAUUUGUUCCUUUAUUAAAUAUAUACUUCCAUUCACCCAGUUGGAGAUACUGUUCAUCAGUGUCCCCUUGAUUAAUUAUUUUUAUAUCACAUGCCUACCUUCAAGGCAGCAUAACUCUCGCAUAAUCGACCUUGACUAAUCUACCAACAACAUAAUUAACUCGUUGGUUUCUCUUCUCAUGCGCAACAAACUCUAAUUAUGUGGUGUUAUCUUGUUGGUACGGAAUGCUCGUGCUUGAUUUGAGAUGCAUAAUUUGUUCAUUUUGCAAAUUUUUACGUGUGAAAUCUCAAUCCUUAAUUUUACACUCCCUCCGUUCCAAAAUAUAAGGUGUACUAGGUUUUUCAAAAGUCAAACAUGUGCAUGUUUGACCAAGUUUUGAGAAAAAAGUACCAAUAUCUACAGUACCAAAUUUGUAUCAUUAUAUCCAUCAACAACAACAACAACAACAACAACAACAAAGCCUUUAGUCCCAAACAAGUUGGGAUAGGCUAGAGGUGAAACCCAUAAGAUCUCGCAACCAACUCAUGGU